Molecule: messenger RNA, 1398 nt
Organism: Hevea brasiliensis (rubber tree)
Lineage: Eukaryota; Viridiplantae; Streptophyta; Magnoliopsida; Malpighiales; Euphorbiaceae
Exons: 3
Coding region: 1-1101 (366 amino acids)
Molecular function (GO): DNA binding
Source: RefSeq, a predicted model, not a curated record
AUGGGUGAUAAGAAUAAUACAUUUGGAUCUUCUGCUAGUAGUAGAAGAACGGACCCAGGAUGGGCACAUGUAAUUCAAGUUAGUGAAAACAAUACCAAUGAUCUUCAAUGCAUGUAUUGUAUGAAAGUUUAUAAAGGAGGAAUUAAUAGAAUCAAACAACAUAUUGCUGGAGGUUACAAAAAUGUAAUUCAGUGUCCAAAAUGUCCAGAAGAUGUAAGGAAUCAAAUGCAUGAAUUUAUUGCUAAAAAAAGAGAGCAAAAAUCAAUUAUGAAUAUGGAAAGACCACCUGAAUUUGAUGAUGUUGAAGUACUGGGAUUAGAUGAAAAUGAGGAAGAGGAAGAGUUGAUGCAAGAAAUUGGCAGUGAAAGAAGAAGGCAAGUACUGGAGGUUACAGUGAAUUAUGAUAACUUUGGGAAAAUGAUUCGAGCAAUUGGAAAUUAUGGUAAAGAAAUGAAACCUCCAAGUUUUCAUGAGGUUAGAGUUCGGUUACUUAACAAAGAAGUGCAAAUCAUAAAUGAUCUUCUCGAGUCUCAUAAAGAAAAAUGGGAAAAUUAUGGAUGUACAUUGAUGUGUGAUGGAUGGAUGGAUAGAAAAGGGAGAACCUUGAUUAAUUUCUUGGCUAAUAGUCGAAAGGGAAGUGUAUUUAUUAAAUUAGUUUAUGCAAGUGAUGAAUCAAAGACAGCGGCAUUGUUGGCUAGUUUGAUUGAGAAAGAAUUGAUGGAAAUUGGUCCUGAAAAAGUAGUUCAAGUUGUUACAGAUAAUGCAUCAAAUAAUGUUGCAACAGGGAGAAUAUUGGAAGCAAAUUUUUCUCAUCUAUACUGGACUCCAUGUGCAGCUCAUUGUAUAGAUUUGAUGUUGGAGGAUAUCUUUAAGAUCCGUGUUUUCAAAGAAACAUUCCGCAAAGCUGUUGAGCUUACUGGUUUCACAUAUGGCUCUUCAGGAGUUCUAAAUAUGUUGCGGAAGUUUACUAAUGGAGUAGAAUUGCUAAGGCCAGGGCAAACUAGAUUUGCUACUGCUUUUAUUACACUGGGAAGGAUUCAUCUUCAGAAAGCCAACAUUAAAAAAAUGUUUACUUCGGAAAGUUGGACAACUAGUAAAUAGGCUAAAGAGGUAAAAGGCAAAAAGUGUGAAAGGACGUUUUUGAGUCCUGCCUUUUGGAAUCAUGUUGUUUAUGCUCUUAAGGUUUCCGGUCCUCUUGUUCGUGUGCUUCGACUUGUUGAUAAUGAAAAAAAACCAGCUAUGGGAUAUAUUUAUGAAGCCAUGGAUAGGGCUAAAGAAGCCAUUGCCAACUCACUCAAUGGCAAUGAAGAGAAAUACAAGAGCAUUUUUGAGAUUAUUGAUGCGAGAUGGUCACUUCAAUUGCAUUGUCCUUUGCAUGCUGCUGGAUACUUUUUGAAU